This is a messenger RNA of Nematostella vectensis (starlet sea anemone), 1170 nucleotides long. RefSeq names its product adenosine 5'-monophosphoramidase HINT1. Lineage: Eukaryota; Metazoa; Cnidaria; Anthozoa; Actiniaria; Edwardsiidae. The transcript has 4 exons. The coding region runs from base 31 to 450 and encodes 139 amino acids. Gene Ontology annotation, cellular component: cytoplasm; mitochondrion. The record is from RefSeq and is a predicted model, not a curated record. Gene Ontology annotation, molecular function: hydrolase activity.
CCCCAAUCUCUAGCGGCCAAAUUUUCCAAAAUGGCGUCCGAAGAGGAAAAAGCCCAAAGCGCCGUGCCAGGCGGUGAUACGAUAUUUAGCCGCAUUAUCCGGGGAGAUGUCCCCGCCACGUUCAUACACGAAGAUGACAAGUUUGGGGGAGCUCGCGCACAUGCUGAUGCCAAACGUUGUAUUGCCAUGGAUGACAUCAACCCUCAGGCACCUGUUCACUUCCUUGUCAUACCAAAGACACCAAUCCAAAAGCUAUCACUAGCACAGAAUUGGAAUGCAGAGCUAUUGGGGCACUGUCUUCUAGUUGCAAAAGAUGUUGCCAAGAACAAAGGGAUUUCAGAGGAUGGCUUUCGAGUAGUCAUCAAUGAUGGCCGGCAUGGCUGUCAGUCUGUCUACCAUUUGCACCUGCAUGUCAUUGGAGGCAGGCAGUUAGGAUGGCCUCCUUGUUAGGGAAAAUUUCUCAUCUACGCACAUGUCUAACCAACUUCCUCUCCUUUCUCCCCAUCUAUUAUCCCUCAAAUUCCUGAGCUUUUAUUGCCAAGAAGGCGCAAAGAAUAGACACACAUUCAUGUUCAUUUAUUUCAGUUAAAAAAAAACAUUAUAGUGAACUAAUUUCAGUUAAAAACGAUAAGAAGCAGUGGACUAAAUUUUAUUUGAAAAAAAUCAAAUGGUAAGCCAGUGGUUGGCAUAUCAUAUAUAAAAUUUUAUUUACACAAGUAAACCCUUGCUUCACAGGCUUUCACUGGCAAAAGAAGGAUCUGGCCUUUUUUAAGUGACUAUUUGAAAAUUGGUCCCAGCCACUUGAUGUUUAUUUAAACGAUAUUUUUUUUGUCCUCAGUGGACCCACAUCAUUACCAUGAGAUGUUAAAGUCAUUGUUAUUUAUUAAGGCUUUUAUUUUGAUUGCAAUUAAGUCUUUAUUUAAACGAUUGUGUACCUUUUUGUAUUGUAAACUGAAUUGAAACUACCGUUAUUCCUGUGUUUGUGUAGCAGAAAUGUGUAGUAAAAGAUCAUUUACUGUAAAGUGCAGUGGACAGAAUUGUCAUUGCUGCAUGGCAUUCAUUAAAUGAGCAUCCAAUUAUGAUGUUAUUUAGUAAAACGGCAGUAACGGACUGCAAAUGUGAUAUAAAUAAGGAAAACGACAGUACGUUUGAAAUAAAAAAGGUUCAUAA